This is a messenger RNA of Astrephomene gubernaculifera, 1557 nucleotides long. NCBI's taxonomy places the organism in Eukaryota, Viridiplantae, Chlorophyta, Chlorophyceae, Chlamydomonadales, Astrephomenaceae. The record is from the annotation of a GenBank genome assembly.
AUUACAACCUGUCGCAACACGACUUUCACCAGAGCUAGGAAGUCGUGACGCUAACGUUACCUAACCUCCUUCAAUUGCUUGCAUUCGUCUUUCGCGCAUCUAGGGACGCGCCUUGCGUAGACCACUUAACCAGCUGGCUUACGGUAUGCAAGCCACAAAUGGACACAACUGUAGUGUACCUUGAAAACGGUUGCAUACAUCCCGAUUGCACCUUAACGCCACAACAAGUGCUUUUGAAACAUGCCGGUGGCGUCUACACAACAGCGCUAUUCACUCCAGAUGGCUGCGUUGUGGACUGGGACCUGCACCGGCAGCGGCUGCUCAGGGGCAUUGAGGUGCUCAACACGCGCCCCUCGCAGCCCUUCCAACCGCUGCUGUCUACCCUGCAAGCGCAGGGCUCCUCGCUUUCAGCCUUCCUGGAACAAGCAGUGGUACCGCGUGUGAGGGAGGCUCUGGGGGCUUUUUUUGGCGGCAGGAUCGGGAGCGGCCCCGGCAGCAGCUGCCCGGCCGGCAGCAGUCCUGACGCACAUCACCAGCAACAACAACAGCAGCAAGGCCAGGGCCAGGAGCAGGACAAGGACCAAGAGCAGCAGCUGCUGCAGCAGCAACAGCAGCAGCACGCCAUGUUUGUGGUGAUUAUCUCCCCGACGGGAACCGGGAAAGCAGCUGUAGUUGCAGACGCAUCAGCAACGGUAACAGGAGGCACUGAAGUCGGACUAGCGACGGCGGCGGCGACUGAGGGACCGCAGCAAGGUGCCGUGGGAGGUGCGCAGGAGCUGCCGGUCAGCGUCGCCGUGUACUGCAAAUCCGUACAACUGCAGCCGUACGGAUCUCAACAUGCCAUCCAGGCAGCCGUGUUGGGUGCCCCCAGGCCGCUACCCGUGGCCAAGGCUGCCAGUUGGGUGGCUGAGCGGCGGAGCUAUGAGGAGCGCCGACCCGCAGAGGCGGCUGAGGUGCUGCUGUCGGAUUCGGAGGGACGCAUUCUGGAAGGCCUGACCACCAACUUCUUCGUCAUCAUGACGGCGCCAGGAGCAGCUGAACCAACCGUCGCAACUACCGCAAGUACGACAAGACACGCUGCUACGGAGGACGAUGAAGGAGGAAGGACCAGCAACAGCCAAGCCCAAUCCGGCGACGCCGCAUGCGAAUCGGCGUCCUCGGUGACCGCACCAGCCUCCCAAGCCACGUUACGAGGCUGCGGCACGGAUUCGGCUGUGGCGCUGCCGGGCACAGCUGCAGCUCGUGUUGUGGAGGCGGCGCGGAGGCUGGGCUUGCGUGUGGAGCUGGAGCCGCCGAGAGCCGCCGAGCGGGCGCAGUGGAGCGAGGCGUUCGUGUGCAAUAGCGUUCGCGGCAUCCUGCCCUUGAGCCGAGUGUUCUGCCCCCAAGACAAUGCCUGGGGCGCCGACCCGUGGGACUGUCCCCUGCCUCACGCGGCCGGUCCCCACACCAGUGCACUGCUUGCGGAGAUGCGGAGGCUGCAGACACUCACACCUUGGAACCAACUUUGAUGGCCUUUCUUGGUUUCCGUGGGACCUACUUUAAUUACUUUUCUCUGCU